UAAUCUUCUUGUUUUACAGAUAUUGAGUGAAAACUCAGAAGAGAUCCAUUAAGAGCUAUGGAGAUUGAUUUGUCACCGAAGCUCUCUAAGAAAGUCUACGGCGGAGACGGCGGCGCGUACUACGCGUGGUGUCCCAAUGAACUUCCUAUGCUGCGCCAAGGGAAUAUUGGCGCCGCCAAGCUUGCCUUGGAGAAGAACGGCUUUGCUCUGCCUCAAUACUCUGAUUCCGCUAAGGUCGCUUAUGUUCUUCAAGGUACUGGAGUGGCUGGAAUCAUACUUCCUGAGAAAGAAGAGAAGGUUCUUGCAAUCAAGAAGGGUGAUGCUAUUGCCCUUCCAUUUGGUGUGACCACCUGGUGGUACAACAAAGAGGACACCGAACUAGCUAUCCUCUUCCUCGGAGACACCUCUAAAGGCCACAAAUCCGGUUCUUUCACCGACUUCUGCUUAACCGGCUCCAACGGCAUCUUCACCGGAUUCUCAACAGAGUUUGUUAGCAGGGCUUGGGAUUUGGACGAAUCCACCGCGAAGACCCUUGUCGGGAGCCAAGCAGGCAAGGGAAUCGUCAAGCUAGCUGCAGGCACGAAAAUGCCUGAACCGAAAGCAGAGCACUACAAAGGCAUGGCACUCAACUGUGAGGAAGCGCCAUUGGAUGUCGACAUUAAGGGUGGAGGGAAAGUGGUGGUUCUUAACACAAAGAACUUGCCAUUGGUCGGGGAGGUGGGCCUGGGUGCCGAUCUUGUGAGGCUGAAUGGGGGAGCCAUGUGCUCGCCGGGGUUCUCCUGCGACUCAGCCUUGCAGGUCACUUACAUAGUCAGGGGAAGCGGCAGAGUCCAGGUUGUCGGGGUGGACGGGAAGCGCGUGCUGGAAACAACGGUUAAGGCUGGCAAUCUUUUCAUUGUGCCGAGGUUUUUCGUGGUGUCGAAGAUCUCUGAUGCUGAUGGUUUGGAUUGGUUCUCUAUAAUCACAACUCCCAAUCCAAUUUUCACUCAUCUGGCUGGAAGGACGUCAGUGUGGAAGGCAUUGUCACCAGAAGUGCUGCAGGCUUCUUUCAACGUUGGGGCAGAUGUGGAGCAGAAGUUCAGCUCAAAGAGGAAGGCUGAAGAAAUCUUCUUCCCACCACCAAAUUGAUCAUGGAGUAUUACUAGUCUUUUUUUCUUAGUUUUCAUUUUAGUCUGAGUAGAAAAUAAGCAGCAGGACUUGGGAGAAUUUUAGUACUUUUUAUUUUCUUUUUUCAUAUUGUUAAAAUAACUUUCUAUAAUGCUAUUUUCUUAUUUAUGCUA
Molecule: messenger RNA, 1280 nt
Organism: Sesamum indicum (sesame)
Lineage: Eukaryota; Viridiplantae; Streptophyta; Magnoliopsida; Lamiales; Pedaliaceae
Product: glutelin type-A 2
Molecular function (GO): nutrient reservoir activity
Source: RefSeq, a predicted model, not a curated record